AAAAAACACUCUACUCAUUCUUUCUCUCAUCUUCCUCAGUCAAUCACUACAUAAGACCACACUCACUCACUCUGCUGCUUCUCCCCAAAUCCAAAUCCACAACCACUUUCUCGUACUCACGCUUCCAUACAAUUCGAUAUUCAUUCUCUUUAACCCUUCCCUCGUUGCCUCUCUCUCUUCAAAAUUAUUUUUUUGCUUCAAUCUCUGAUCCUUUCUUCCACAAUGUCCAACUCCAGCGCCUCUUCCCUCACUAGGACCACCGGUUCCAACCGUUUCUAUAGCCCUCCGGUUUUCCGCAAAAACCAGAGACAGCAGCAGAGACGGUUCGGCUCCGGCGCGGUCGAACCGCAUUCCAAAACCGCUUCCGACGAACUCACAUUGUCCGAAACAAGUAAUUUGGAUCGUCUCUUGGCCGCACUCACCCCUUCCGUCCCCGCUCAAUCCUCCUGCGAGCCUAGAAUGAAGGGACGCAAAACCGGUGAAUCCAGUACCGGUUCAUACUUUAGACUCGAGGAUCUAUGGGAAGCUUUUAGAGAAUGGAGUGCGUAUGGAGCUGAGGUGCCGGUGAUAGGAGAUGGAGGCGUAGACGAAGCCACAAAAAUGUACUACGUCCCGUCUCUCUCCGCAAUGCAGCUCUAUGCGCUGAGUACCAGAAGGCUCGGCGAGGAGGACAACAAUGGUGCUGGUUCUAACAAUGAGACAAGCAACUCACCUGGGCAGCUUGUCUAUGAAUAUCUUGAAGGAACUCAGCCACAUUUUCGCCCUCCUUUCCAUGACAAGGUUUCUAUUCUUGCUUCUGAGUUUCCCUUUCUUAAGAAGUAUAGGAGCUGUGAUAUAUCACCUUUUAGUUGGUUUUCCGUAGCCUGGUAUCCUAUUUACAGAAUACCAGUCGGAUCAUCACUCAAGAGGGUGGAUGCAUGUUUCCUAACCUUCCAUUCCCUGUCAAUGUCAGUUCACUAUCCAAUGAUAAGUCAACCACUGUCUCAUCCUUGUAGAGGUGGCAGGAAGGUCCAUGGAGUUGAGGGAUCAUUAGAUAUAUCACUUCACCCUUUUGCCCUUGCUUCUUAUAAGUUGAGAGGCUCAAUUUUGGCUCCUAACAGAGACUCUGAGUGGCAAAAACUGGAUUCUUUAUUGCAAGAUGCUGGUGUCUGGCUACAUACAUUGCAGGUCAAACACCCAGAUUACCAGUACUUUGUUAACCGUAGUUCCCAUUAGAGAUGAUGGAGGAUAUGAUUUAAAAUGUUCUUCCAUAUCCUCAGAGGAGUUUCUGCUAUAGAUUGUACGGCAUGGGAUGAAAGCGGAUUGCCUUGCAUGAAACCUCUUCUAACUAGAUUCAGUCUCCAACUUUCAGUUAUUUUUGGUUCGUCCAUAGGAGUUGCGGUAUAGUACACUUACAAGUCAUCCAUUUCCUGAAUUUGGUCAGGAUAUACUGAUAUGUUGUUUAUGACUCAACUAUAUUAAAAUCCAUGAAAGGUUGGAGAUCAUAGGAACCUGUAUGCCAUUAGAGUAAGGCAUGAGGCAUGAAAGAAGUGCCCAUAGUAAAAGAAAUUGAGAUUAUAAGGCCCCGUUUUUUUCCCUUGUUUGGGGCAAUUCAAACUUUAUAAUUCUUGAAAUGAGGAUAAAUCUGUAUCUUGAUAAUUUCCGUGGUCUAUGUAUAUUGAAAAAUUGGGCAUAGUUGUCGAAAUUUGGAAAAACUUGUUCUCGUCA
Messenger RNA from Cajanus cajan (pigeon pea), 1707 nucleotides. NCBI's taxonomy places the organism in Eukaryota, Viridiplantae, Streptophyta, Magnoliopsida, Fabales, Fabaceae. The record is from RefSeq and is a predicted model, not a curated record.